Molecule: messenger RNA, 525 nt
Organism: Aspergillus niger
Lineage: Eukaryota; Fungi; Ascomycota; Eurotiomycetes; Eurotiales; Aspergillaceae
Exons: 3
Coding region: 1-525 (174 amino acids)
Source: RefSeq, a predicted model, not a curated record
AUGACUGGAGCUCGGAAAGCCACAUGGCUGACUAUUCGUCCCGCCCCAAUAGUCGAUACCUUCUCUCGGCAGUGGAAGUUUUCUCUGAUUGUCUCUUGCAUCAUCCGGGGUAUCCUUCGGCGUCUGUGGCUCAAGGCUGGACUUCUCAUCGACGUCUGUGAAACUAGACCUACAACUCCCCUCGUUUACUCCGUACUUGUCAAUACUUUGGACGUGUCACUCCUCGUAAACAGUCUUCACAACCCCCAUAAGGAUCCAAAUGUCUAUACUUGUCAUUCUGCACUCAUCGAGCUUACAGUAGUCUACUUUGCGAAGCAAAGAGCCACUUUUAGACAUUCGCGUCCGUCCCGCAAUGAACUGGGACUAUAUGCGAAACUCCCCGAACUGAUUGAUGCCUAUCUACGGAGUAGUCUACUUAUGGAGUAUCGGCAACUCUCCGAGCUGAUCGGAUCUCCCCUAGCUGCUCAGCUAGCUUGCCUCACUUGGUACAUGUGGAACAUGAAUGCUGUGUUGGGUACAUGGUGA